Messenger RNA from Schizophyllum commune H4-8, 569 nucleotides. RefSeq lists its product as uncharacterized. The coding region runs from base 40 to 342 and encodes 100 amino acids. The record is from RefSeq and is a predicted model, not a curated record. NCBI's taxonomy places the organism in Eukaryota, Fungi, Basidiomycota, Agaricomycetes, Agaricales, Schizophyllaceae. The transcript has a single exon.
UUGAGAUGUGCAACGCUGCUACUUAGUGUAUUUCGCCCUAUGCUAUUUAGUGUAUUUCGCCCAUUCAGCGUAUUCCGCCCUAUGCUACUUAGUGCAUUUCGCCCUAUGCUAUUUAGUGUACAUCGCCCUAUGCCACACUACGAAGAGGUCCCUAGGCCGUCGAAAAGGUGCCGAGGUGGACAUACGAAGUGGAUGGGCGAAGAUGAUCGCCAUGCACCGCACGCGAAGACGAUCGCCAUGCACCGCACGCGAGGGAGCGCGAUGCGCUUCGGGGAUGCAGGGCGCUUCGUAGGAUGGCAAAGGCCACUCGCAAGACGAUGUACGAGCCUCGUAGGACGGUGAGCGCGCCUCGCAGGACGGUGAGCGCGCCCCUCGUAGGACGAUCUUAACGCCCCUCGCAGGACGACACUACCGCGCUUCGCAGGACGAUACUGACGCGCCUCGUAAGACGAUACUAAUGCCCCCCGCAGGACGGCGAACGGUGAACGCCUCUCGCGAGCGACACUGACGCGUCUCGCAGGACGAUGAACGCGCCUCGCAAGACGAUGUACGAGCCUCGGAGGACGGUG